AUUUUCAUAUUCAAAACAUUAUUUCCCACUUCCCAGCCCUACACACGCCGCUGAAUCUGGAGACUCCCACACCGCCGCAUUCUGCCACUCUCCUUCUUCCCAGCGCCCGGAGACUCCUCCCCAUCGGCCGGAGACUCCUUCCCAGCAGCGGCGGCGACUCCUUCCCUUCCCUUCCCAGCGGCGGGUUCUCCUUCUUCUUCCCAGCACCAGCGACCACUUCACCUUCCUCCCAGCGGCAAGCCUGGCCAGCAGCAAGCCUGGCCAGCAGCGGCGGCUCCUUCCCAGCAGCGGCAAGACUCCUUCUUCGCCGGUAAUUGGGGUAAUAAUCGACAUUGGGGUAUUGCAGUUUAUAGAAAAACAAAGAGCAUUGUAGCGAAAGAGUGAGGAGUAGCUAAACAGGAUCCAAGCUUUACUCCAACGGUAUUCUCAACUCAAUCACUAUUCUAAUGUAAAUUCUUUCCCCAUUUUAUCUAUUAAAGUUUCAGCAUGCUAGUACUCCUUUAAUUCGUGAAAUAAGUAUCGCUGAAGCUAAGGCCAUUGUUUCAAUCAACAACUUUAGUGAAGAGGCUUUGAUCUCCUGUGGCUAACUAAAAUUUGGCGAGAUAAUGGCCCCAAGAUGGAAAGGGAAAACAGCCGAAGCAAAAGCCCUAGCAGAGCCAAUGUCUGUUGUAGUCUCGAAGCUUCAAACCUCUCUGAUCGAAUCCAAUGCUCAAGGACUGCUUUCAGGGAGUGCGGUGCUUCUGGAAGCUCUCCCGGAACAAACUGAACUACUGUACCGUGCUUGUAUUGGUCGUCCUGUUAUAACUGCAGAGAAGGAUAAGCAAUGGCACCAACUAAGUUUCGAAGAAGCUCUGUACUUGUGCUCUGUCUUGAAAUGCAUCAAUGUUGCUGGUGAAAAUAAGUGUGCGAAAAGUGAUGAAGAGCUGUGGCAUUACAUGGUGGCCAAGAGAGUUGGUUUCCCUGUUCUGUUUAAAGCGUAUUCUCAUCUUCGCAGGAAGAACUGGGUGGUGAGGGCAGGGUCUCAAUAUGGUGUCGACUAUGUUGCCUACCGUUACCAUCCAGCUUUCGUGCACUCUGAAUACGCAGUCCUUGCGUUGCCUGAUGAGGUUGGCGAUGGUGAAAAUGCCCGGUUGAAGGUCUGGUCUGAUUUUCACUGCACACUUCGACUUUGUGGCAGUGUUGCGAAAACCUUGUUGGUUCUUCACAUCAGCAGAAACGGGGAAGACACCGCCUCUCUCUCGCGUUUGGAGCAUUAUUCUGUCGAGGAGAGGAUUGUGACAAGGUGGAAUCCUGAGGUAAGUCGAGAGAAUCAAACUAUGAUAGUGAAGAAAUGGUAUGAUAUAAAUCAUCCAUUCCAAGCAUAAAUUAGUGAUAUUGUAUCUGUAGAGGUAAAUUGUACGACGAUGCGACUGUUCACAUAACAAUUUCGUUGUCAAAUAUGCUUGUUCCAUCUUCUUA
Molecule: messenger RNA, 1458 nt
Organism: Salvia splendens (bonfire salvia)
Lineage: Eukaryota; Viridiplantae; Streptophyta; Magnoliopsida; Lamiales; Lamiaceae
Product: tRNA-splicing endonuclease subunit Sen2-2
Exons: 2
Coding region: 606-1364 (252 amino acids)
Biological process (GO): tRNA-type intron splice site recognition and cleavage; tRNA splicing, via endonucleolytic cleavage and ligation
Cellular component (GO): tRNA-intron endonuclease complex; cytoplasm
Molecular function (GO): nucleic acid binding; tRNA-intron lyase activity
Source: RefSeq, a predicted model, not a curated record